Phascolarctos cinereus (koala) is the source of this 2723-nucleotide messenger RNA. RefSeq names its product growth differentiation factor 6 (gene GDF6). NCBI's taxonomy places the organism in Eukaryota, Metazoa, Chordata, Mammalia, Diprotodontia, Phascolarctidae. Gene Ontology annotation, molecular function: growth factor activity; cytokine activity. Gene Ontology annotation, biological process: BMP signaling pathway. The record is from RefSeq and is a predicted model, not a curated record. Gene Ontology annotation, cellular component: extracellular region.
UGUGCCGCGCGGAAAGCCCUGCCGUAGCCCGCGCCCGCAGCCGCUGUCCAGCCCGCUCGCUCCGCGCCCCGAAGCCACGCCGCGCUCUCCUCGCCUCCACCCGCGGGAGGGGAAAGGGCUGAGUGGGGCAUCAGACGCUGCUCGCCAUGGAUGCUCACCGGGCCCUGCUCUCAGCAGUCUUCCUCAUCAGUUUUCUAUGGGAUUUACCCGGUUUCCAGCAGGCUUCUAUCUCAUCCUCCACUUCCACCUCGUCCUCUUCGUCCUCGUCCUCGUCCGCCGAGCUGGGCUCAGCCAAGGGCAUGAGGAGCCGCAAGGAAGGGAAGAUGUCCCGGGCGCCGCGAGAGAGCGCCGCGGGCCAGGGGCACCCGGAGCAGGCGGACGAGCCUCCGCGGCAAGAGCGUCCGCAGCCUGCACGCCAGGAGCAGCAGCCCGAGCAGCCCAGUUCUCAGCAGCGGCAGCCUGAGGCUCACGGGCAGCUGGUUAGGAGUCCCCGGGUGGUGCCCCAUGAGUACAUGCUAUCCAUUUACAGGACCUAUUCCAUCGCAGAAAAACUGGGGAUCAAUGCCAGCUUCUUCCAAUCCUCCAAGGCUGCCAAUACUAUCACUAGUUUUGUAGAUAGGGGACGAGACGAUCUCUCGCACACUCCUCUCAGGAGACAGAAGUAUUUGUUUGAUGUGUCGACGCUCUCAGACAAAGAAGAGCUGGUGGGCGCGGAGCUGCGGCUGUUUCGCCAGGCGCCCCCGGCUUCCCCCGGGCCCCCGGGCGGCCCGCUCCACGUGCAGCUCUUCUCCUGCCUGUCCCCACGAAUGCUGGACGCCCGGACCCUCGACCCGCAGGGGGCGCCCCAAGCCGGCUGGGAGGUCUUCGACGUGUGGCAGGGCCUGCGCCGCCACCAGCCCUGGAAGCAGCUCUUGGAGCUGAGGGUCGCCUGGGGGGAGCCCGGCGGGGAGACCCCGCCGUCAUCCCCACCGCCUCAGGCUGAGCCGCCCCUGGACCUGCGGAGCCUGGGCUUCGGCCGGAGGGUGCGGCCGCCGCAGGAGCGCGCCCUGCUCGUCGUGUUCACCAAAUCCAAGCGCAAGAACCUGUUUGCCGAGAUGCGCGAGCAGCUGGGAGCCGCCGCCGUCACGGCCACGGCCGCGGCGGGGGGCGAGGGCGCGUGGCUGCCUCCCUCGCCGUCGCCCCCGCCGCUGUCGCCGCCCGCGGGCGUCCAAGAGUGGGGGCUGGCCUCGCAGGGCCGCCGGCGGCGGCGCACUGCCUUCGCCAGUCGUCACGGCAAGCGGCACGGGAAGAAGUCGCGGCUGCGCUGCAGCAAGAAGCCCCUGCACGUGAACUUCAAGGAGUUGGGCUGGGACGACUGGAUUAUCGCUCCCCUCGAGUACGAGGCGUACCACUGCGAGGGGGUGUGUGACUUUCCCCUCCGCUCCCACCUGGAGCCCACCAACCACGCUAUCAUCCAGACCCUUAUGAACUCCAUGGAUCCCGGCUCCACCCCACCCAGCUGCUGCGUGCCCACCAAAUUGACUCCCAUUAGCAUCCUCUACAUCGACGCGGGCAACAACGUGGUCUAUAAGCAGUACGAGGACAUGGUAGUGGAGUCCUGCGGCUGUAGGUAGCGCCGCCUUUCCCGCCGUCUCGGCCCGGGGACGGGAGGGGAGGACUGCAAAAGGGAGAAGGAGAGCUGCCCGACGGAAGGGGGGAAAUCACCCCGAAAAAUGGACCUGGAAGACUGCAGGAGAGGAUGAGUAGGAGGGGGAAGCGGAGUGAGGUGGUGGCCUUGGGGCACUGACCGCAUUGGAGUCUGCCUUGGACACUUCCUUUCACCUAGAGAGAGGGAAAUGGACUUUCACACCUUGCCUGGCGACCCUGGAAAACAAGUCGAGGAUUUGCUUCGUGUUUGUUGUCAUUGCUUUUUCAAUUUCCUUGAAGCACCUGUGUGUCUCACGGGUUUUUAAUAGGGGUGGGGAGAGGAAACAGCUCUGUGUUUCACAGCUGUCCCAUGGAUUGAAAAUUAUUAUUUACAAAGAAAACGGGGUGUGUGUUGGGGCGGGGGAGGGAGGAGAUUCACCUCUAACCACAUCCCGAUCUUCUCUGUUUUUGGACCAUGCCGAGUUUUGUAUUUCCUUUCUGGGUGAAGUCAACUUGCCUUGUGGCCAUCCAAACAGAAUAUCCUAAAACAGCAAAAUCUCUCCCCCUUCCCAAGACCCAGAAUCUUUUCCCCCUAAAAGCUCCACCUUCCAAGACAAUUUUAGUAUGAGUGGGUCAAGAACUCAAAUGGCCUGAAUCUCUUUCUUACUCAAUCUGACACCUCCUCCCCGAUCACCCCCAGCUUCCGACGACUGCCCACAGUCCCUUUCUUAGUACUGUCAGAAUCCAAUUGUGGGGCUCCAGUUCUGAGGAGAUAUGGGUUAUUUUGCAAGCUUUCCUUUUUUUUUUUUGUGGGGAGCUGGGGAGUUCAUGCCUGAUAGAGUGACAAGAAUCGGUUCAAGCCAGGGAUAGUUUAGGUCGGAUAAUGGACAGAGCCAGGAGAGAAAAGAGGCAAGGCCCCCCCAGUGAAAUUGUUCCCCCCCUCCCCUUCCCUCCCUUCCCCCUCCUCCUCCUCCCCUUAGCUGCCUCUUUCUUUCAGGAUUAUCUGAUGAUCCAUGUCUCCUUCUAGGUGAAGGCAAUUUCCCAAGUACAAAAAACAAUCAAGUGAAAGGAGAGAGGGGGAUGGGUGGGUUAGGGAG